Molecule: messenger RNA, 1020 nt
Organism: Thyridium curvatum
Lineage: Eukaryota; Fungi; Ascomycota; Sordariomycetes; Thyridiales; Thyridiaceae
Exons: 5
Coding region: 1-1020 (339 amino acids)
Molecular function (GO): methyltransferase activity
Source: RefSeq, a predicted model, not a curated record
AUGGCAGGGUUUUGGCUUGUUCGACAGGCAAGUUCACAUUGCUACCCUUGUGAUACUCGCGACAAGAAAGUUAAUACCGAAGAAAAGGCUACUCAAAGACCCAACCCAGCGACUUGUCUCGUCUACGGCACACAGCCGUGGCUAUCAAUCCGGAAGGACGCAGCAGUUCGCGGUCAUCAAAAGAAUGACGCUCGGCCCAUCGUGCUAGACGUCGGAUCGGGAGACUGCCGGUGGGCUACCGAUUUUGCUCGCCAGCACCCCGAGACCAUCGUAUACGCUGUGGAUGUGAGCCAGCAGCAAGUGCCUAGAGACCUGCCCUCUAAUUGCAUCUUCGUCCCCGUCGACUUCAACCAAGAUUGGGCUAGUGCUAUGCCUUCCUUUGGAGAACUAGAUUACAUUCACGCCCGAGAUCUCGGCAGCAGCAUACCGCGCCUGCGCUCGUUCAUCAGAUCCGCCUACGCCGCUCUGAGGCCCGGCGGCUUCUUCGAGAUGCAAGACUUCGACGAGCCGAAGAAGCUCGGGCCGGGCCAGUCGCACUGCUUGGACCAGGUCAGGUGGGCAAUCGAGGACGACCUCGAGGAGAACGGCAUAUCUUGGUACAACGUGCCCCGGUAUCGAAGGUGCCUGGAGGACGCCGGGUUCGAGCCGGCAACGGAGACCUGCGAACUGAUGCCGACGACUCCGUCCUGGCCUGGAAACGAGGCGACAGACAGGCAGCGGGGAAUGGCGUCGCUCUACCAGCAAAUGAUCCAAGCCGGCCUGCUGGAGAACCAAUACCAAGGCUGUUCCCAAAGCUCGCAGGCCUGGUCGACGGAUGAUCUCAACAGGAUCAUGGCUGGCGCCAAGAAGGAGAUGCUUGACAACGAGCUGAAAAUCGCGUAUCAGUUGAAGAUUGUGUGGGGUCGCAAGCCUCUCGGCAAGGAGGCGUCAACGAGCAACAGGACCGGCGACGAAGCUCUUAGUGCGGAGGAUGUUGACGUGUUGAGACGGAUGAUUAGGCUUCUCGGCUCCAAGCUUUAG